AUGGCGCCAUCCGAAUCUAAAGAGCGGAAAGUCCGUAUCUCAUUUACAAACUGGGUCGCUGGAGGUUCGUUGCUCUCAGUACCAAAAGGCCCACGAGAUGAAAGGCGGCGCGCCCCGAAGGUGACAGUCACCCAGCCUACUGAUAAUAUCAAACAACCUAUGGCCGAGAAAGACAAGAAGGAUGACGCAAAACUUGACGACCAUGUCAGCCAAAACCAAAGCAAGCUACUUGGAGAGCAGAAACUGGACAACAACAGUGCAAUCGAUACUACCUCUAUUUCCGGGAAGUCUUGGACAGAGGAGCAAGACUCUAAGCUCAGAGAGAUGAAGAAAGCUAAUAAGUCCUGGAAGGAAAUCACUAUCGCCCUGGGCGCUAGUAAGAAGGAGGUCGUGGCCAGGCAUAAUGAACUUACGCAAAUGGACGAUGGAGCUGCAGAGGCAAAUCAAUCGAAUGACGCCAUUGGGAAGGAUGAUAAACCAGAAGAUGGGGGCUUUGGUGAUAUGGCGGCCAUUUUCGACGAUGCCGUUGAUGUGGGAGAGAAUACCACGCCUGAACAGGGGGUUGCUUCUGCUGAAGGGGGAAGUAAACCACAGAAGAGUGACAAGCAGAAGGGCAAAGAGAAAGCAUUGUCUAGGCGGCCCCAAGAAGGAGACCAGAAAUCCGAAGAAUGCGACUGUCCCGACUGUAUUCAAGAAAGACAAGCCGGCCGAACCCAACAAGGCAUUAACUAUGGCAAAGUUGGUCAGAUAUACCCGGAAUCAAGCGCCAGUGGCGGGCAGACUGAGGAAAGUGUGCACAGAAGUCUACAGCCGGAUAAUAUCUGGACAGAAGAGGACUGCCGGAUCUUGGAGGAAUUAGAGAAGAGGCAUAGGGAAAACAAAUGGUUGGAGGUCCAGGCUGGAUUUUUCAAUUGGACGGGGCGGAUGGUCGCGGCGGAGAUUAUCGAGAAGAAGUUUAAGGGAGAUAGAGUUGCGUAG
Venustampulla echinocandica is the source of this 978-nucleotide messenger RNA. RefSeq lists its product as uncharacterized. NCBI's taxonomy places the organism in Eukaryota, Fungi, Ascomycota, Leotiomycetes, Helotiales, Pleuroascaceae. The transcript has 2 exons. The record is from RefSeq and is a predicted model, not a curated record. Bases 1 to 978 code for a protein of 325 amino acids.